Molecule: messenger RNA, 3594 nt
Organism: Aedes albopictus (Asian tiger mosquito)
Lineage: Eukaryota; Metazoa; Arthropoda; Insecta; Diptera; Culicidae
Product: ATP-binding cassette subfamily G member 4
Exons: 7
Coding region: 1041-3206 (721 amino acids)
Biological process (GO): transmembrane transport
Cellular component (GO): membrane
Molecular function (GO): ABC-type transporter activity; ATP binding; ATP hydrolysis activity
Source: RefSeq, a predicted model, not a curated record
GCGACGGCGAUAAUGCGCCCCAUCGCUCGAGCUCAUUCAGUAUUCAUCGUGAGUCGACAGUGCGCGGAUCGUCGCGGAAGUUGCGCGCGCGCUUCGAUUCCCAACCCGUUUCCGUGGUCUGCUCACUCAGCUGCGCUGCAUUUUCUGCACUGUAUGAAUGCAGUCUGCGUCCGAAUAGAAUAUUGUAAUAGAAGAGUUUGACCUAGGCGGUGGCUGGUUGGUUGUGCAGUGAAAUCGCGAGAUACUUCAGCUCGUUGGGUGUAAUUAAUCACACAAGUGCAAGUGCGACUUUCUUUUGUUCAUCUGGUCGCGAUCAGUAGGGAAGUUCUGUUUGAAGAGUUCGGUUGGCGACAGCUCGAGUGUUCUUAUCGGUACGAAACGACGCGAAGAAAUAUGGAUGGUGUUGGAGUUCUGGCAAGGUCGCUUUCGGGCAGCUGCUGACCUAAUUCGAAGCAUUUUCUCCCCGCUUGGUUCGUUGGAGUUGAAUGGUUGUAGCUGGGAAAAGUGGCGACGACAGGCCAGUUCUGCGACAGGCUCUCCGAUUUCAAUGUCGUUGAGCCCACGCUUGGAUGGUAGAGAGGGGCUUAAGACAACAUCGCCGCUCAGAUCAGGUUCCAAGUCCACGGCAACCAAACCGCGACAGCAACGGGGAAGAUUACCGCAGGGAACAGCCGAGAAUCGAAACGAUAAGAUAUUGUGAGUUAUUUCAGUUUGUGAAAAUAAUUGCAUCCAAGUGUGGCCGCACCAGAGGUAGCGUGAAUCAGAUUAACAAGUCAAGGAGAGCCCGUACAGUGCAGUGCACCGCGUGUCGGUUGUUGUAAGGCAAGUUACGGUAGAUUAAGGUGGACAGAAGCCUGGUGGUUGUAUUUUUAGAACCGCGGAUUCCGUCGAGUGAACUAGUGUGGUGAAAAAUUUCCGUCUCAAUUUGCGACAGUCCGCAAGAAUCCGUGCAAUCUCGAGCAAAAGAACGCGAAUGUUUGUUGUGAAAGAGGCUGAAGAACAAGCGAAGAAGUGAAAGUUCAAUAUCCCCCGAGUUCGAGAUGGCGGAGUCGUACGAGAUGUGCGAGACGAGCAGCAGCAGCACGAGCAACACUGUGGACGAUAGCCCUAGUGGGAGCAGCCGGAGGAUUGCUCCGCUGGCCGUCGAGGAGGAAGUGACACAAUUCAAGGAAGCGGAAUUGAUGAUCCAGGUGAUGGACCAGGACGAAGCAGCUACUGGGUUGGUGGCAAAACGUCCAAUUACCUUGGGUUUGCCCCCGUUGAAGAUGCCCCUUACUCAUCCGGGAUUCGAUCGUAGUCCCAGUAUGGGAGGGGGAUCCACUGCGUCUUCCUUGGCCGCUGCGCGGCUGUUCAAACCGGUUACCAUCAGCUUCAAGGAUCUUUCCUACUCGGUGCGGAAUGGUAUCUUUCGAAAAGGUCGGGACAUUCUGCAAAACAUCAAUGGAGAGUUUCGAGCGGGUGAGCUGACGGCCAUCAUGGGACCUUCCGGAGCUGGAAAGAGUACACUGUUGGACAUUCUCGCCGGCUACACCGAAAGCGAAUUCACCGGUGAGAUUCUAAUCAACAAGCAGCACCGUGAUUUGAAGCGCUUCCGGCGCCAAUCGGCCUACAUCAUGCAGGCCCACGACCUGCAGCCGCAUCUCACCGUCCUGGAGGCCAUGCACUUCUCGGCCAAUCUCAAAAUCGGCACCGAGCUCAGUCCGGCCAGUAAGAAGAUUCGGAUGCACGAAAUCCUCUGUGCCAUAGGUCUGCAAGAGCACAAGAAAACUCGCACGGCCAAACUGUCCGGCGGACAGAAGAAGCGUCUAGCCAUCGCACUGGAGAUCGUCAACAACCCGCCGGUGAUGUUUUUCGACGAACCGACCAGUGGACUGGAUAACUCCACGUCGAAGAAGUGCGUCGAGCUGUUGAAGCAGCUGGCCCGUGAGGGUCGAACUAUCAUCUGCACGAUCCACCAACCGUCAGCACUGCUGUUAAACAUGUUCGACCAUCUGUUCACGGUUGCCGAAGGCCAGUGCAUUUUCACCGGGACGAGCAACAACAUUGUGCCAUUUUUGAAGGAGUUGGAUAUCAUCUGUCCGGAGUACUACAGUCCGUCCGAUUUCUUACUGGAAAUCGCGACUCACGACUACGGGCGCCAAAAUGACCAGCUUGUUGCCAAAACGGAGAACGGCAAAAGCACAGCGUACCGAAGGCAUGAACUCUUCACCCCUUUUCUGUUGCCGAUCCUUGAAUCCCCAGUGUCCAUCGAUGUUCCAUCGCUGCCCUCGAAAGAGGCAUCCAACUCCCCCCUAGCCAAACCAAAGAAACUGGCCAAGAAGUUGUCACUCAAUCCGGAGAAGUGGUGCGGUCGAGACGAGAUCUACACCACUAGUUUCUGUCGACAGUUUUCGCUGCUGUUGCUGCGGACGUUUUUGAUUCUGAGUCGAGAUCGAUCGCUGAUGACGAUGCGGUUCAUCAUUCACUGUACGAUCGCUCCGCUGAUCGGGGUGCUGUACUUCGGUAUCGGCAAUCAGGCGCAGCACAUUUUCAACAGCUUCAACUAUGUGUUCUUUUCGAUCAUGUUUUUGAUGUUCACCGCGUUCAGUUCGAUGACGAUGGCAUUCCCGCUGGAGCUUCCGAUCAUCACCCGGGAGCACUUCAACCGGUGGUAUUCGCUGCGGGCGUACUAUAUUGCCAUGACGGUGGCGGACAUCCCGAUUCAGGUGCUUUGUACGGUGACCUACAUCGCCAUCACAUACUACAUGACCGGUCAACCUCCGGAGGCCUACCGGAUGGGACUUUUCACGCUGAUCUGUCUGAUGGUGGCAUGGGUGGCCCAAGGACUGGGGCUACUGGUGGCGUCGCUGUUCGAUGUUAAGAACGGCGCCAUCUUCGGACCCUUCUUCAUCUGUCCGUUCCUGAUAUUCUCCGGUUUCUUCAUCCACCUGAACGACGCCCACCCGAUCAUGCACUGGUUGUUCCACAUCUCGUUUCUGAAGUACGCCCUCCAGGGCGCCACGGUGGCCAUCUUCGGCUUCGACCGGCCCAAGCUGGACUGCGAGGAAACGUACUGCCACUUUGUGUUGCCAAAGAAGUUUCUCAAGGAGAUCGACAUGCUGCGGGCGGACUUUGUCGAGGCUGUGAUUGCACUGGCGGUGAUCUUUUUCGUCUUUAGGAUAGCGGCUUUCUACGUGAUGCGGUACCGGUUGAAGAACAAGAGCUGAGUUUGAGGGGGUGGAAAACUGAUGCGCGAGUUGUGAUUUCCUUCCGGGCCAGAGUUUUGUACCGCUGUUAGCUAGGAUGUAGUCAUUUUACCGUUAAGUAAGUGCAACAAAGAAGUCGAGCUGACAUUCCUUUUUCCCAAGUCUAGAGCUGUGGUGAGGUAUAUUGCCUAUGCAAGCAGAGUCACAUUAGGUAAGGUUCGAUACAUCAAUAAAGUCAUUAAUAAAGUUGUUCGUGAAAUUGUGAUGAAGUGACGAUUUUAUGGUUCAAGCUUGAAAUGGUCUUGCAUUUAGCUAGCGUUGUUAAUAAUAAGUGGGGUGUAUUCCUUAUGCUUUAUGUUUUAUUGAAUGAUUCGAAUGUAUAAUAAAUAAGCUGCGAAGUAUAACAAAA